UGGAACCUUUAUGUCGUUAGCAGUAAGUUCCACCCGGUGGUUUUAGGCGACAGUACCAGAGACGGACCAACUGUGGAAACAAAUCCGACUGUCAUGGGUUCUUAACGAUAUCGGAUUAAAAGAAGAAAUAACCUCUAAAAUACUAAACAAAUAUCCGAAGACAGAUUCUCUCCUUCGUCUUUAACGGUCCUCGUUAUUCUCCACACGUCCCGUGGUCUUGGACGUUUCGUAAACAGCAAAACAAAUCAACAACAACAAUGGCUUCUGGUUCCUCCUCCCCGGACACUGCGACGGGUUCAGGGACUGACCCGGCCCGGCCCGACACCGGGGAGCCUCUGGGAGGAGCAGGCUCAGACUCGGACUCCGACCUGGGUCUGGAUCAGUUUGACUGCAGUGGGGGGGAGGACCGGCUGGAGGGGGACGACCUGCAGCGGGAGUUCGAGUCCGCAGCAGACCGGGUCCGGGACCUGGUGCAGACCGCCGGGAGGGACCAGCUGCUCUACCUGUAUGCCCGGUACAAACAGGCCAAAGUGGGAAAGUGCAAUACACAGAAACCUGGCUUCUUUGACUUUGAAGGACAGAGGAAAUGGCAGGCCUGGAAGCAGCUCGGAGACAUGGAGGCGGACCAGGCGAUGCAGGAGUACAUUUCCUGCGUCAACGAGUUAGACCCUGAAGGCAGCACGAAGGAAAGACGAGGAGCAGAAAGAAGAACGGGCUUCGGCGGAGCAACAGUCAGCUCUCUAUACCAGGAGGAGAUGAUCAGGGAAGAGGAUAAAAACAUCUUCGACUACUGCAGAGAAAACAACAUCGACCACAUCAGCGAGGCCAUCGUCUCCCAGAAAGUGGAAGUCAACACUAAAGACGAAGAGGGCCGGGCUCUCCUGCACUGGGCCUGUGAUCGAGGACACAAGGAUCUGGUUUCUGCUUUGCUGCAGCACAAAGCGGACAUCAACAGUCAGGAUAAUGAAGGACAGACGGCGCUACACUACGCCUCGGCCUGUGAGUUUGCAGAGAUCGUGGAGCUGCUUCUGAGCGCCGGCGCCGACCCGUCCAUCAGAGACCUGGAGGGAUCGCUCCCCGAGGAGGUGACCGAGUCCAGCGCCAUCUCCUCCCUCCUGCAGCAGCACACGGCUCCCACAGGAUAGACCCCGCCCCCCAUCUCCUCCUCCCUGCUCCAUCAUCACCCUCCUCCAUCAUCCCUACAGAGACUCUGCCCCCCCCCCCUCCUCCAGCAGUUAGUUAGUAAACUAUUUUAUUUCCAAAUACUCUGAGUUUGGUUUCUCUGUGACUGAUGAAGUGAAGCCCCCCAUGUUUAUUUUUUCAUCUGAUUUGUGUUUAUUGGAUUUACCGCCCGGUGGGGUUGGGUGAUAUGACGCUCGCUGCUGUGAGUUUGUUUCUGAACUGAGGUUGUUUUGCAAAUAUAUAUCUCUGAAGCACGGUUUCAAAUCCUGAGCAGUUUCCAGCAGAGUGAACCCAGAGAUGUUGAGACCCCAAAGGUUCAUGUUGGAAUUGUAUAGUAGGGGUCCCCAGCUCAUAGAAGCUGCCGGAUGCUAACCUGCAUAUGUUGGGCAAUUUACACAGUUAGCAUCAGUUGUGUUAAUUAGCAUUAUGCAGACAACAGCUUCAGAAUGGCUUGGCUGAUUUGUACAAUUUCAGAGGGAUUUUGAAAGUUAUUGAAUCAAUUUCUGACAUUUAUAGGAUCAGAAAUAGCAGUUUUGAGUCCCCAAAAGCUUUCAAAUCGACCCAAGUACAAGUAUGUCCAACUUCAGGUUAAAACUGACAUUGUUCAUACUGAAAUAGGAUGUUUAAUCCAGUUCCAGUUUUAACCUGAAAUUGGACAUAUUUUUAAAGCUUUUGGGGACUCAAAAGAAAUGGAUAAAACAUCCUCAAAACCUCCAGAACCACUCAUAAAUUGUCAAAAUCGGCCAAGCCAUUUAUUUACUUUUGUCUGCAGAUGCUAGUUGAUGCUAAAUAACGAAACUAAUGCUAAUUGUGCAAAUUGCCCAAAAUAUGCAGGUUAGCACCCUGCAGUUCCUAUGUGAUGGAGACCCCUACUAUACAUUUCUAUCAUAAAACUCUGGGGUCUCAACACCUCGAGGAUCACAACAGGAGCUGCAGACGGACCAAAAGAGAGGAUGUGAUGGAACAUCUGGAUCUCUCAGGUGUUUGAGUCACUGGUCGAACCAAAAACUGACAUUUCCAUUCAUCAGAAUCCUGUGAACGACUUCAGAGGAAUGUCCUCACAUUAAUAUAUGUAUAUAUUGUUCUCACAGUAUGAAACAUACUGUAAUUAAAUAUUUGUACAUAUCACCCACUCCUACUGCCCAGGCCUUUUAGUCUGGCUCCGCCCCCUCUGAGCAUCUCUUCAUCAUUCAGUCGUUUCAGGAAUGCUUUGAACAUGUCAUUAGUCACAUUAAAGUCUUCAACAAGUCCUU
Eleginops maclovinus (Patagonian blennie) is the source of this 2435-nucleotide messenger RNA. RefSeq names its product acyl-CoA binding domain containing 6 (gene acbd6). NCBI's taxonomy places the organism in Eukaryota, Metazoa, Chordata, Actinopteri, Perciformes, Eleginopidae. Bases 258 to 1145 code for a protein of 295 amino acids. Gene Ontology annotation, molecular function: protein binding; fatty-acyl-CoA binding. The record is from RefSeq and is a predicted model, not a curated record. The transcript has 8 exons.